CUCCCAGCUUGUCCUCGUCUCCCUGGUUCCGUCUCUUGUCUCCACAGUCCGUGUCUCUCAGUGGAGACAGGAGCUCAUCUACCUUCAGCCCAGUGAAGAGGAACCAGCAGCGCUCACCAUGUUCUCUGUGCUUUCCCUGCUUCUACUGGCAGGAGCACACAGCGCGACGGCAAGGCUUCACUCUCUGAAGUAUUUCAACACUGCGUCGUCUCAAGUCCCAAACCUUCCAGAGUUUGUGAGUGUUGGUUUGGUUGAUGAUGUUCCGAUCACUCACUUUGACAGCAACACAAAGAAAGUACAACCCAAACAGGACUGGAUGUUAAACACAGAUGAUGCACAGUACUGGGAGAGGCAGACUCAGAUUGCUUUGGGUAACCAGCAGAGCUUCAAAGUCAGCAUGGAAAACUUAAAGGAACGUUUCAACCGAACUGGAGGUGUUCACAUUAUCCAAAAGAUGUACGGAUGUGAAUGGGACGAUGAGACUGGAGAAGUUACUGGUUUUCGUCAGUAUGGUUAUGAUGGAGAAGAUUUCUUAUCAUGGGACCAGGAGACAGAGACGUGGAUCGCUCCAACAUCACAGAGUGUCAUCACCAAACUGAAGUGGGAUCAGAAUAAAGCUGAUCUCGCUCAGAUGAAGAACUACCUCCUGGUGGAGUGUCCUCUCUGGCUGAAGAAGUAUCUGGAGCAGGGGAGGAGCUCUCUGCUGAGAACAGAGCUUCCCAGGAUCUCUCUCCUCCAGAAGUCUCCCUCCUCUCCAGUCACCUGCCACGCUACAGGUUUCUACCCCGACAGCGCCAUGUUGUUCUGGAGGAGAGACGGGGAGGAGCUUCAUGAGGACGUGUACCGUGGAGAGGUUCUCCCCAACCAUGACGGGACCUUCCAGAUGAGCGCUGAGCUGAAGGUUUCCUCCAUCUCCCCUGAGGACUGGAGGAGGUACGAGUGUGUGUUCCAGAUCUCUGGUGUGGAGGAGGACAUCGUCACCAAACUGGACGAAGACUCAGUCCAGUCCAACAGAGAGAAGCCCAUCAGCGUGACCACCAUCAUCAUCAACCAUGCUGCAUGGGUCUUACCCACUCUCGCUCUCAUUAUCGUUCUCGCUGUCAUCGGACUCAUCGUGUACAAGAAGAAGAAAGCCCAGUGUACUUCACUUCCUGUGAAAGAUCCAGGUUCCUCACAGCCGCUGAGAUCAGGUGAUGGAGGUUCUAAUUCUCCAAGUGAGACGUCCUCCUGAACACAGUUCAUGGACGAGAAGCAGUGUCACCACAGUUUCCCCUUUACGCUGUAACUCAUUGAUUAUUCAUCACUCAAAUCAUAAAGUGAUAUUCAGGGUCAGACAUUGAUUAAAAUACAAAUAACACAACUGACACAUAAGCGAAAAAUAAAUGGUGGCGUUGAUUAAAUUUCAUCUUUUGGUCAUAAUAAGAAAUGUAAAGUUCCCUCUGAUAAACGUUUGUUUAAAUAUUGGUAAACCAAAUGAGGAUUAUUACUUUUUCUUUACCUGGAGUAAAGUAAAACCAGUUAAAUAUUCAGAUUUUAUUUUAUUUCUAAUUUGGCCUGAACAAGAAAGUAAUUAAUCAAGAGUUGCUUGUUUUUGUUUGUUUGUUAUAUUCAUGCUUUUCUUCACCUUUAAACGUUCAUUUGAGUGGAGAUUAUAAAAGGGUUGUGGGAUGUUUUAA
Messenger RNA from Limanda limanda (common dab), 1676 nucleotides. RefSeq names its product H-2 class I histocompatibility antigen, Q9 alpha chain-like. The record is from RefSeq and is a predicted model, not a curated record. The transcript is spliced from 8 exons. Lineage: Eukaryota; Metazoa; Chordata; Actinopteri; Pleuronectiformes; Pleuronectidae. Gene Ontology annotation, cellular component: external side of plasma membrane. Gene Ontology annotation, biological process: immune response. Bases 119 to 1231 code for a protein of 370 amino acids.